Molecule: messenger RNA, 7825 nt
Organism: Closterium sp. Naga37s-1
Lineage: Eukaryota; Viridiplantae; Streptophyta; Zygnematophyceae; Desmidiales; Closteriaceae
Source: the annotation of a GenBank genome assembly
CCCUUUCCUACCGACUACAGUGCCCUCUACAGUGCCUUACUUUAAUUCGUCUACACCAAACAAGCACGUAACUGAAUGUAUUGUCUACAUCAAUAGAUUCUGUGACAGCAGCAAGGCGGGUGAUGGAGAUGGAGGAGGUGUUGCUCGCCAGCACUGCGUUGUGCCUAACUCCCCUCUCUCUGAUUCGUCUCAAACGCACCUGUUGUGGGCGGCUAGUAGCGGCAGCAAGGCGGGUGAUGGAGAUGGAGGAGGUGUUGCUCGCCAGCACUGCGUUGUGCCGAACUCCCCUCUCUCUGAUUCGUCUCAAACGCACCUGUUGUGGGCGGCUAGUAGCGGCAGCAAGGCGGGUGAUGGAGAUGGAGGAGGUGUUGCUCGCCAGCACUGCGUGGUGCCUAACUCCCCUCUCUCUGAUCCGUCUCAAACGCACCUGUUGUGGGCGGCUAGUAGCGGCAGCAAGGCGGGUGAUGGAGAUGGAGGAGGUGUUGCUCGCCAGCACUGCGUUGUGCCUAACUCCCCUCUCUCUCAUUCGUCUCAAACGCACCUGUUGUGGGCGGCUAGUAGCGGCAGCAAGGCGGGUGAUGGAGAUGGAGGAGGUGUUGCUCGCCAGCACUGCGUUGUGCCUAACUCCCCUCUCUCUGAUUCGUCUCAAACGCACCUGUUGUGGGCGGCUAGUAGCGGCAGCAAGGCGGGUGAUGGAGAUGGAGGAGGUGUUGCUCGCCAGCACUGCGUUGUGCCUAACUCCCCUCUCUCUGAUUCGUCUCAAACGCACCUGUUGUGGGCGGCUAGUAGCGGCAGCAAGGCGGGUGAUGGAGAUGGAGGAGGUGUUGCUCGCCAGCACUGCGUUGUGCCUAACUCCCCUCUCUCUGAUUCGUCUCAAACGCACCUGUUGAGGGCGGCUAGUAGCGGCGGCAAGGCGGGUGAUGGAGAAGGAGGAGGUGUUGCUCGCCAGCACUGCGUUGUGCCUAACUCCCCUCUCUCUGAUUCGUCUCAAACGCACCUGUUGUGGGCGGCUAGUAGCGGCAGCAAGGCGGGUGAUGGAGAUGGAGGAGGUGUUGCUCGCCAGCACUGCGUGGUGCCUAACUCCCCUCUCUCUGAUCCGUCUCAAACGCACCUGUUGUGGGCGGCUAGUAGCGGCAGCAAGGCGGGUGAUGGAGAUGGAGGAGGUGUUGCUCGCCAGCACUGCGUUGUGCCUAACUCCCCUCUCUCUGAUUCGUCUCAAACGCACCUGUUGUGGGCGGCUAGUAGCGGCAGCAAGGCGGGUGAUGGAGAUGGAGGAGGUGUUGCUCGCCAGCACUGCGUUGUGCCUAACUCCCCUCUCUCUGAUCCGUCUCAAACGCACCUGUUGUGGGCGGCUAGUAGCGGCAGCAAGCCGGGUGAUGGAGAUGGAGGAGGUGUUGCUCGCCAGCACUGCGUUGUGCCUAACUCCCCUCUCUCUGAUUCGUCUCAAACGCACCUGUUGUGGGCGGCUAGUAGCGGCAGCAAGGCGGGUGAUGGAGAUGGAGAAGGUGUUGCUCGCCAGCACUGCGUUGUGCCUAACUCCCCUCUCUCUGAUUCGUGUCAAACGCACCUGUUGUGGGCGGCUAGUAGCGGCAGCAAGGCGGGUGAUGGAGAUGGAGGAGGUGUUGCUCGCCAGCACUGCGUUGUGCCUAACUCCCCUUUCUCUGAUUCGUCUCAAACGCACCUGUUGUGGGCGGCUAGUAGCGGCAGCAAGGCGGGUGAUGGAGAUGAAGGAGGUAUUGCUCGUCAGCACUGCGUUGUGCCUAACUCCCCUCUCUCUGAUUCGUCUCAAACGCACCUGUUGUGGGCGGCUAGUAGCGGCAGCAAGCCGGGUGAUGGAGAUGGAGGAGGUGUUGCUCGCCAGCACUGCGUUGUGCCUAACUCCCCUCUCUCUCAUUCGUCUCAAACGCACCUGUUGUGGGCGGCUAGUAGCGGCAGCAAGGCGGGUGAUGGAGAUGGAGGAGGUGUUGCUCGCCAGCACUGCGUUGUGCCUAACUCCCCUCUCUCUCAUUCGUCUCAAACGCACCUGUUGUGGGCGGCUAGUAGCGGCAGCAAGGCGGGUGAUGGAGAUGGAGGAGGUGUUGCUCGCCAGCACUGCGUUGUGCCUAACUCCCCUCUCUCUGAUUCGUCUCAAACGCACCUGUUGUGGGCGGCUAGUAGCGGGGGCAAGGCGGGUGAUGGAGAAGGAGGAGGUGUUGCUCGCCAGCACUGCGUUGUGCCUAACUCCCCUCUCUCUGAUUCGUCUCAAACGCACCUGUUGUGGGCGGCUAGUAGCGGCAGCAAGGCGGGUGAUGGAGAUGGAGGAGGUGUUGCUCGCCAGCACUGCGUUGUGCCUAACUCCCCUCUCUCUGAUUCGUCUCAAACGCACCUGUUGUGGGCGGCUAGUAGCGGCAGCAAGGCGGGUGAUGGAGAUGGAGGAGGUGUUGCUCGCCAGCACUGCGUUGUGCCUAACUCCCCUCUCUCUGAUUCGUCUCAAACGCACCUGUUGUGGGCGGCUAGUAGCGGCAGCAAGGCGGGUGAUGGAGAUGGAGGAGGUGUUGCUCGCCAGCACUGCGUUGUGCCUAACUCCCCUCUCUCUGAUUCGUCUCAAACGCACCUGUUGUGGGCGGCUAGUAGCGGCGGCAAGGCGGGUGAUGGAGAUGGAGGAGGUGUUGCUCGCCAGCACUGCGUUGUGCCUAACUCCCCUCUCUCUGAUUCGUCUCAAACGCACCUGUUGUGGGCGGCUAGUAGCGGCAGCAAGGCGGGUGAUGGAGAUGGAGGAGGUGUUGCUCGCCAGCACUGCGUUGUGCCUAACUCCCCUCUCUCUGAUUCGUCUCAAACGCACCUGUUGUGGGCGGCUAGUAGCGGCAGCAAGGCGGGUGAUGGAGAUGGAGGAGGUGUUGCUCGCCAGCACUGCGUUGUGCCUAACUCCCCUCUCUCUGAUCCGUCUCAAACGCACCUGUUGUGGGCGGCUAGUAGCGGCAGCAAGCCGGGUGAUGGAGAUGGAGGAGGUGUUGCUCGCCAGCACUGCGUUGUGCCUAACUCCCCUCUCUCUGAUUCGUCUCAAACGCACCUGUUGUGGGCGGCUAGUAGCGGCAGCAAGGCGGGUGAUGGAGAUGGAGGAGGUGUUGCUCGCCAGCACUGCGUUGUGCCUAACUCCCCUCUCUCUGAUUCAUCUCAAACGCACCUGUUGUGGGCGGCUAGUAGCGGCAGCAAGGCGGGUGAUGGAGAUGGAGGAGGUGUUGCUCGCCAGCACUGCGUUGUGCCUAACUCCCCUCUCUCUGAUUCGUCUCAAACGCACCUGUUGUGGGCGGCUAGUAGCGGCAGCAAGGCGGGUGAUGGAGAUGAAGGAGGUAUUGCUCGCCAGCACUGCGUUGUGCCUAACUCCCCUCUCUCUGAUUCGUCUCAAACGCACCUGUUGUGGGCGGCUAGUAGCGGCAGCAAGCCGGGUGAUGGAGAUGGAGGAGGUGUUGCUCGCCAGCACUGCGUUGUGCCUAACUCCCCUCUCUCUCAUUCGUCUCAAACGCACCUGUUGUGGGCGGCUAGUAGCGGCAGCAAGGCGGGUGAUGGAGAUGGAGGAGGUGUUGCUCGCCAGCACUGCGUUGUGCCUAACUCCCCUCUCUCUGAUUCGUCUCAAACGCACCUGUUGUGGGCGGCUAGUAGUGGCAGCCAGGCGGGUGAUGGAGAUGGAGGAGGUGUUGCUCGCCAGCACUGCGUUGUGCCUAACUCCCCUCUCUCUGAUUCGUCUCAAACGCACCUGUUGUGGGCGGCUAGUAGCGGCAGCAAGGCGGGUGAUGGAGAUGGAGGAGGUGUUGCUCGCCAGCACUGCGUUGUGCCUAACUCCCCUCUCUCUGAUUCGUCUCAAACGCACCUGUUGUGGGCGGCUAGUAGCGGCGGCAAGGCGGGUGAUGGAGAAGGAGGAGGUGUUGCUCGCCAGCACUGCGUUGUGCCUAACUCCCCUCUCUCUGAUUCGUCUCAAACGCACCUGUUGUGGGCGGCUAGUAGCGGCAGCAAGGCGGGUGAUGGAGAUGGAGGAGGUGUUGCUCGCCAGCACUGCGUUGUGCCUAACUCCCCUCUCUCUGAUUCGUCUCAAACGCACCUGUUGUGGGCGGCUAGUAGCGGCAGCAAGGCGGGUGAUGGAGAUGGAGGAGGUGUUGCUCGCCAGCACUGCGUUGUGCCUAACUCCCCUCUCUCUGAUUCGUCUCAAACGCACCUGUUGUGGGCGGCUAGUAGCGGCAGCAAGGCGGGUGAUGGAGAUGGAGGAGGUGUUGCUCGCCAGCACUGCGUUGUGCCUAACUCCCCUCUCUCUGAUUCGUCUCAAACGCACCUGUUGUGGGUGGCUAGUAGCGGCAGCAAGGCGGGUGAUGGAGAUGGAGGAGGUGUUGCUCGCCAGCACUGCGUUGUGCCUAACUCCCCUCUCUCUGAUUCGUCUCAAACGCACCUGUUGUGGGCGGCUAGUAGCGGCGGCAAGGCGGGUGAUGGAGAAGGAGGAGGUGUUGCUCGCCAGCACUGCGUUGUGCCUAACUCCCCUCUCUCUGAUUCGUCUCAAACGCACCUGUUGUGGGCGGCUAGUAGCGGCAGCAAGGCGGGUGAUGGAGAUGGAGGAGGUGUUGCUCGCCAGCACUGCGUUGUGCCUAACUCCCCUCUCUCUGAUUCGUCUCAAACGCACCUGUUGUGGGCGGCUAGUAGCGGCAGCAAGGCGGGUGAUGGAGAUGGAGGAGGUGUUGCUCGCCAGCACUGCGUUGUGCCUAACUCCCCUCUCUCUGAUUCGUCUCAAACGCACCUGUUGUGGGCGGCUAGUAGCGGCAGCAAGGCGGGUGAUGGAGAUGGAGGAGGUGUUGCUCGCCAGCACUGCGUUGUGCCUAACUCCCCUCUCUCUGAUUCGUCUCAAACGCACCUGUUGUGGGCGGCUAGUAGCGGCAGCAAGGCGGGUGAUGGAGAUGGAGGAGGUGUUGCUCGCCAGCACUGCGUUGUGCCUAACUCCCCUCUCUCUGAUUCGUCUCAAACGCACCUGUUGUGGGUGGCUAGUAGCGGCAGCAAGGCGGGUGAUGGAGAUGGAGGAGGUGUUGCUCGCCAGCACUGCGUUGUGCCUAACUCCCCUCUCUCUGAUUCGUCUCAAACGCACCUGUUGUGGGCGGCUAGUAGUGGCGGCAAGGCGGGUGAUGGAGAAGGAGGAGGUGUUGCUCGCCAGCACUGCGUUGUGCCUAACUCCCCUCUCUCUGAUUCGUCUCAAACGCACCUGUUGUGGGCGGCUAGUAGCGGCAGCAAGGCGGGUGAUGGAGAUGGAGGAGGUGUUGCUCGCCAGCACUGCGUUGUGCCUAACUCCCCUCUCUCUGAUUCGUCUCAAACGCACCUGUUGUGGGCGGCUAGUAGCGGCAGCAAGGCGGGUGAUGGAGAUGGAGGAGGUGUUGCUCGCCAGCACUGCGUUGUGCCUAACUCCCCUCUCUCUGAUUCGUCUCAAACGCACCUGUUGUGGGCGGCUAGUAGCGGCAGCAAGGCGGGUGAUGGAGAUGGAGGAGGUGUUGCUCGCCAGCACUGCGUUGUGCCUAACUCCCCUCUCUCUGAUUCGUCUCAAACGCACCUGUUGUGGGUGGCUAGUAGCGGCAGCAAGGCGGGUGAUGGAGAUGGAGGAGGUGUUGCUCGCCAGCACUGCGUUGUGCCUAACUCCCCUCUCUCUGAUUCGUCUCAAACGCACCUGUUCGGCAGCAAGGCGGGUGAUGGAGAUGAAGGAGGUAUUGCUCGCCAGCACUGCGUUGUGCCUAACUCCCCUCUCUCUGAUUCGUCUCAAACGCACCUGUUGUGGGCGGCUAGUAGCGGCAGCAAGCCGGGUGAUGGAGAUGGAGGAGGUGUUGCUCGCCAGCACUGCGUUGUGCCUAACUCCCCUCUCUCUCAUUCGUCUCAAACGCACCUGUUGUGGGCGGCUAGUAGCGGCAGCAAGGCGGGUGAUGGAGAUGGAGGAGGUGUUGCUCGCCAGCACUGCGUUGUGCCUAACUCCCCUCUCUCUGAUUCGUCUCAAACGCACCUGUUGUGGGCGGCUAGUAGCGGCAGCAAGCCGGGUGAUGGAGAUGGAGGAGGUGUUGCUCGCCAGCACUGCGUUGUGCCUAACUCCCCUCUCUCUCAUUCGUCUCAAACGCACCUGUUGUGGGCGGCUAGUAGCGGCAACAAGGCGGGUGAUGGAGAUGGAGGAGGUGUUGCUCGCCAGCACUGCGUUGUGCCUAACUCCCCUCUCUCUGAUUCGUCUCAAACGCACCUGUUGUGGGCGGCUAGUAGCGGCAGCAAGGCGGGUGAUGGAGAUGGAGGAGGUGUUGCUCGCCAGCACUGCGUUGUGCCUAACUCCCCUCUCUCUGAUUCGUCUCAAACGCACCUGUUGUGGGCGGCUAGUAGCGGCAGCAAGGCGGGUGAUGGAGAUGGAGGAGGUGUUGCUCGCCAGCACUGCGUUGUGCCUAACUCCCCUCUCUCUGAUUCGUCUCAAACGCACCUGUUGUGGGCGGCUAGUAGCGGCAGCAAGCCGGGUGAUGGAGAUGGAGGAGGUGUUGCUCGCCAGCACUGCGUUGUGCCUAACUCCCCUCUCUCUCAUUCGUCUCAAACGCACCUGUUGUGGGCGGCUAGUAGCGGCAGCAAGGCGGGUGAUGGAGAUGGAGGAGGUGUUGCUCGCCAGCACUGCGUUGUGCCUAACUCCCCUCUCUCUCAUUCGUCUCAAACGCACCUGUUGUGGGCGGCUAGUAGCGGCAGCAAGGCGGGUGAUGGAGAUGGAGGAGGUGUUGCUCGCCAGCACUGCGUUGUGCCUAACUCCCCUCUCUCUGAUCCGUCUCAAACGCACCUGUUGUGGGCGGCUAGUAGCGGCAGCAAGGCGGGUGAUGGAGAUGGAGGAGGUGUUGCUCGCCAGACUGCGUUGUGCCUAACUCCCCUCUCUCUGAUUCGUCUCAAACGCACCUGUUGUGGGCGGCUAGUAGCGGCAGUAAGGCGGGUGAUGGAGAUGGAGGAGGUGUUGCUCGCCAGCACUGCGUUGUGCCUAACUCCCCUCUCUCUGAUUCGUCUCAAACGCACCUGUUGUGGGCGGCUAGUAGCGGCAGCAAGGCGGGUGAUGGAGAUGGAGGAGGUGUUGCUCGCCAGCACUGCGUGGUGCCUAACUCCCCUCUCUCUGAUCCGGCUCAAACGCACCUGUUGUGGGCGGCUAGUAGCGGCAGCAAGGCGGGUGAUGGAGAUGGAGGAGGUGUUGCUCGCCAGCACUGCGUUUAGCGGCAGCAAGGCGGGUGAUGGAGAUGGAGGAGGUGUUGCUCGCCAGCACUGCGUUGUGCCUAACUCCCCUCUCUCUGAUUCGUCUCAAACGCACCUGUUGUGGGCGGCUAGUAGCGGCAGCAAGGCGGGUGAUGGAGAUGGAGGAGGUGUUGCUCGCCAGCACUGCGUGGUGCCUAACUCCCCUCUCUCUGAUCCGUCUCAAACGCACCUGUUGUGGGCGGCUAGUAGCGGCAGCAAGGCGGGUGAUGGAGAUGGAGGAGGUGUUGCUCGCCAGCACAGCAUGGUGUGGAGCAAUGCCAUCCAGGCGAAUCAUCACCUGAGGCUAACUCACCUAACUCACCUGAUCAGGUCGGCUGGUGGCAGCAGCAAGGCGGGUGAUGGAGAUGGACGACGUGUUGCUCGCCAGCACUGCAUGGUGAGGGCAAUGCCGUCCAAGCGGCCAAUCACGUUGUGUUUCACCGCCUCGCUCUCUGCUACCGCCUCCACUAUGAAGUCUGCCUGCUCCAGAGGGGUCAGCUCUGGGGUGGUUCGGAUCCGGGCUAGUGUUGCCGCUGCUGCUGCCUGGGAGUCAGAAGAAAGCAUGGGCGUGGCAAAUGAGGUUCACAUCUGA